AUGCCAAUAUUAGAAACAAGUUCUCAUCAACAUCAUCAUCCUCCAACUAGUUAUACUAAUAAUCGUCAUUCCUAUACUCAUCAUGGUGUAGUUGAUAUACCUGAUCCAACAGGUAAAAUGCAAUUAACACUCAUUCUUCCAAAUGGUGUACCUUCAACAUUGAAUGUUGAUGCAAAUACACCAAUGAUGGAUCUUCUUAUUCAAGCUGCAUCAAAUCAUAAAUUAAAUCCAAGUGGCUAUUCGCUUGUUGUGUUAGAUUCAAAUAAUCAUGUUAUUCAAUUUAAACCGUCUCAAACAGUUGCACAAAUAGGUACUUCAACAAUAAGUUUAUUGCCAAAAGAACGAGAAGUAUCAAAAGAUAGUAAAACAACGUCAAAGAAAAAUCAACCAUUUGAAAUUACAGUCCGUUUACAAGUUAAUUUACCUGAUCAACAAAAAAUUUUAUUACGUGUCGAUCCAACACUUCCAUUGUAUGAACUAAAAGAACAAAUAUGUAAACAAAAACAUUAUUCAGAUACAACAAAAUAUACGCUAAGAUUACCAUCAAAAUUACAGGAACCAUUGUUGUUAGGUUUAUCAUUGGCUGAAUAUAAAACAAAUGAAUUAACGCUUGUGCAUAUUAAACAUGAUGAAAGAACAGGAAAUGGCGGUGAAAAUCAACUUCAAUCAUUUGAUAGACUUUAUAGAACGAGAUCGGGAAGUCAACCGCGCAAUGAAACACAAAAUAUAAAUCCAGAUGAUGCAGUACAUACAACAACAGUAAAAGAGCGUGAUGUAAGCGGUGUUGUUAGUCGCACAUUAUCAACUCCCAUAAAUACUGUUCAACAAUCUUCAACGUCUACUGUACCAAUGCGCUCUUCACAUCCUGUAACAUCGCACACAACAUUACAUGCCUACUGGAAUGAUCCCAAUUUCGAUGCUCAGUCACAAUCAUCAACUACGUCUUCAACAACGAAAAAACGGCGCGCACCAAGAGCUCCUGGUUCGAGUGUUCCUUCGCCUCAACUUCAACAACAUUCGUACAAUAACAAUCAACAAAUGAUUUAUGUACAACCUUCACCAGUUGGUGUGCCUGUUUAUCAACCGCAGUACGUUUAUCAACAUCAUUAUGUCCAAGAACAAGUAUCGCCAGAACAACGCUAUAUACUAGCACAUCGUAGUCAAGAAUCGCUUGAUGAUAAUAAUAAUUUAACAGAUACCAGUGAACAAAAUGACGGUACACAGCGUCCAUCUUCAGCUACUCAACAUCGUCUAGCAUCGCCACCAGAAAAUGGAACAACAAUAGCUACUCAGACAGGCCUGCCACCUCCUGCUUCAUCUGUUAAUAAUAUGGAAUCAUCGACAGUAGACAAUAUAAGUUUAAGCGAGGAAUUUCGAUCUACUAUUGAAAUUGGUCAACAGGCAUUUGAUGAAGAUGAAAAAUUGAAGAAAACAAAAGUUCCAGAUCAUCAAAAGCAAAAGAUUGAGUUAACGAUUGUUGAUGGUGCGAAGUUGUUGAAUUUUUUAACUCAACAACAAUCAGGAACUCCUUUGACAACUGCUGAAACUCGUCUUAUAAUGACAGAUGCUUCUACACUUGAUCGCGAACAGUUGUAUAGUAAAGUUCAGAAAACACAACAACAAAAUGAAUCAACUUAUUCAAUGGUGAAUGUGCAAGAUGCGUUAAUGUCACCACGGAAAGAGGAAGAACCAGAAAAAAAUACUAAACCCAUCGGUGACGCAUUAUCACCAGUUACUACUACAGAAACUUUAGAAAGUACUAAUUAUACAGCUGUUGAUUGUAUUCAACCAACUGCACAAAACGUGAAUCAAGCUGUAACGGAUGUCCAUGCAAUAGCUGAUAAUCAACAAUCACCACCUGCUAUUACAUCGUCUUUACAACAACAACAACAAAGUGUCUCUCCUUCAAUAUUGCAAAAACAACAGUCCUCGGUCAUUCCACAACAGCAACAACAAAAACGUGGUAAAGAGGUUAAGUCACCAAAAGCAUCCAAAAAAUCUCAGACAGUCGAUGGACUAGUAAAAAUAAUGAAUGAUCAUCACAAACGUGCUGACGAAUAUCGCGCAUUACCAGAAACACAAUCCUUAUUGAAAGAAAAAAUAUCUCCUCCACCUCCUGCCAACACAUUAUCAUCAUUAAAUGAAGAAAAUGGUGGAGAUGAAAAAUUUUAUUUUCGUGUAGCCAAAUCACGUCAUGGACGAUUUGAAACGGAUAACCGUGGAUUCGUUAAUCCGUCUGUUGCUGUCAUUGAUCCAGCUCCUGGACAGCAACAAGCAACCAUUGAUAAUAAUAAAGUGCAUGAUUAUGCCAAUAGAACACAAUUACCUCGUGAUAUUCAUCAUCAGCAAAACCAUCCACCUGCUCAUUAUUCGGCAAUUGAAUCACAACAACAACCGAUACAACAAAGACCACCAACAAAAGGAAAGGCCGCCUAUGAAAUUUUGAAGAAAUAUGAAAAAGAAGAUCAAGAAGAGCAACAAAAACAAGAGCCCAUUGACACAGAGUACUUGAAAACAAAAAUUGAUAGAACGUCUCCGCCUGUUUUAACUACGGCAGACAAAACAAUUAUCGCUGAAAAAGAUAAAUCACCAACUCCGAUACAGCUUGAAGUAACAGAACGUACGACACACAUUAAAGUCACUGUUGAAUCAGAUCGUAAACAACUGAUUACUCGUGCAAGUCCGGGUCCCAUUGGGCCACCACCAUUAGCUCCAAAACCAUUUGGAAAAACAAUCACUGAAUAUCGAACAGUCCGACGUAUUGGUAAUGGUAGUGGUCAACAGUCAACAAAUCAAUGUACGGAAAUAUCGACAACGGUUCAAACGAAGAAUUCAAAUACACCUGAAAGCGGUACAAGUACAAAUUCAUCACAAGAGACACUCAUGGAUUCUAUACGAAAAUUUGGUGGAAGUCAAAAUUUAGGCAAGAAAAGUCAAACAAAAUGA
Molecule: messenger RNA, 2946 nt
Organism: Didymodactylos carnosus
Lineage: Eukaryota; Metazoa; Rotifera; Eurotatoria; Philodinida; Philodinidae
Source: the annotation of a GenBank genome assembly